UGUUACCAUCCAGCGCUACACAACGCUCGUUGACAACAGUGACCGAUUCCUGCUGCUGGAUUCGGACUCCACGUUGUGUGCUGGACUAAAGGAGAGUUACACGUACUCCUUCUGGAUUCACGUUCCUACGGAACCUUCCCUGCUUCAAUACAUUUGGAUGUUUUUUACUGUUGUUUCCGCUGUUCAAUAACUACUGACAGGCUGGUGGUGUGGCUGUGAGACCCAGAGGACGAUAAGGCUGGCCGAGGAGCCGGGUCAGGGGACCUGGGUCCUGACAUAGACCUCACCCACCUCCACCGCCCGGACAUGCAGUCCAUUCGAUCAUUUGCUAAUGAUGACCUCCACGUCAUGGCCAAGCACGCCAGCGUGUACCCCUCUCCAGAGCAGCUGGAGGCCGUGCAGACUCUGGUCUCCGUCGUUGAGUGUGCCCUCAAAAAGGUGUCUGACUGGAUGGACACCCUCGACACCCCCCCAGAGACGCCCCCUCCCCCCACCAGCAGCGACGCCGUGCCUUCUGAAGAACCGACCGGCCCUGCUACCAAGCCCUCAAAGGCCUGCAAGGGCUCGGUGCUGUGCGGGGUGAUGCGCGUGGGCCUGGUGGCCAAGGGCCUCCUGAUCAGGGGAGACCUGGACCUGGAGCUGGUGCUGAUGUGUCGCCAGAAGCCCACCAAGGUGCUGCUGUACACCAUCAGUGGCAACCUGCCCCUGCAGAUCCAGACCCUGACGGAGGACACGUACGAGGUGCGCCCGUGCGUGGCGGAGGCCGCCAUCCGGGUGUUCAACACCAAAGACCCCGCCCUCACCCUGAACAUCUGCCUGUCCUCCCUGGCCAUGAGGGCGGAGCGCGACACCCCAUCCCAAGGGGAGGCCUCGGAGCAAGGCCUGGAUCGCCAGGGGACGGAGGGGGAGGAGGAGGAGGAGGAGGAGGGCGUCCUAGACCGACACAGGUGCCGGGCAGCCCUGGCAUCCCUCAGGCAUGCCAAGUGGUUCCAGGCCAGAGUAACAGACCUGAAGUCCUGUGUCAUUGUCCUGCGUGUGCUCAGGGACAUGUGCAACAGAGUGCCUGUGUGGCAGCCAAUCAAAGGAUGGCCCCUGGAGCUGCUGUGUGAGAAGUCCAUAGCCACGUGUAACCGCCCGCUGGGGCCAGGAGAGGCGCUGCGCAGGGUCCUAGAGUGCAUCGCUUCAGGGAUCCUCCUCCCAGGUGGGCCGGGAGUCCACGACCCGUGUGAGAGGGAGCCGACGGACAGCCUGUCCACCCUCACGGCCCGGCACGCCGAGGGAAUCACACACAGCGCACAGCAUGCACUACGGCUCCUGGCUUUUGGACAGAUGUACAAGGUUCUGAACAUGGAUCCUCUUCCUGCAAGUAAACCCACACAGAGACUCUCCGAAGGGAGGAACCUGAAGAGACAGAGAGAGGAUGUUCUCCUCGACGACAGAGAAGCUCAGAAGAGAAUAAGAGUGCUGGACAGUAAGAUGACGGACCCCACCCACCCCAUGAACGCCCUCAUGCGCCUGAACCAGGUCCACCCCGGGCUGCAGUACAAGCUGCUGGGCCAGUCCGGCCCCGUCCACGCCCCGGUCUUCAGCAUGUCCGUGGAGCUCCAGGGGACUGUCUACGAAGCCUCCGGCGCCUCCAAGAAGAUGGCCAAGCUCCAGGUGGCUCUGAAGGUGCUGCAGGCGCUGGGCUACCCGGGGGGCCUCGACGGCGACCUGGACUGCCUGAGCGCCGACGAGAAGUCUGACGGCGAGAGCAAGAACGACAGGUUGUCGACCACCUCCAGCACCAACUCGGUCUCCUCCUCCACGGACAUGCCCGAGCCCCGAGCGCCCGGCCCCAUCCUGACAGCGGGAGGGAAGAACCCGGUGAUGGAGCUCAACGAGAAGCGCAGGGGCCUCAAGUACGAGCUUGUCUCCGAGAGCGGCAGCAGCUACGACAAACGGUUCAUUAUCGAGGUGGAGGUUGACAAGCAGAAGUUCCGAGGGACGGGGCCCAACAAGAAGGUGGCGAAGGCCAGCGCCGCGCUGGCGGCCCUGAAGAACCUCUUCUCCGGCUCCAAAGGUCCCAGCGGCAAGAAGAAGAAGCCCAACCCCCCGAUGAAGAGGCCGGCGCCGGCGGUGGUAACGGUCCCGGCUCACGUUAGUAGACCGAGAGGGCUGCCUGUGAUGCCCAGAGCGCCGUUUAUCAACGCACACCCCACCCAUGGAUACCUAACACCAGGCUUUGGUGCACCUUAUGGUUAUGGUCCUGCAACCCCUCUUCCUGGCUACGGUUUCACCCCCAGAAUGCCCCAAGUCAUACUUCCAGUCAUGAGAUUCCCCCAACCUUUCCCCAUCUCCCACCUGUACCCCUACUAAGACCGCCCUGUACUCCUCCACCCUCCAUGUCUUCUGCUCAGAGAAGAUUCUAGAUGUUUUCACCUCCUAAAGGAGUCUUGGAAUGUGUUUGAUAUAUUCCUUUGUUUGUCAUGUCUUGUAUGACGUUAUGAUUUUUAAGACAAAACUGUUUUUUUUGUUCUUUUCUUGAAAAGUUCAAUUGAAUGUUCUGUGAAUUUUGAUUCUGGAUAUUGAUUGUCCAUGACUUUGUUGAAAGUAGAACCUUUUUAUGGGUUAUAAACUCUAUUUUGUGAGAUACAUUUUAUUUUGAACUCUGUUAAGAGUUAAGAUAUUGCAUUUGAUAAAAAAAUAUAAAUAAAAAAAAUGGGCCAACAGUUGAGUAGUUUGGAACCCUGUCAGAUAUCUGCAUCACUUCCUGUCUCUACCUCACCCAAUCAAAACACAUUGAUCAUCGAAACAAAUGUUCACAUUGUUAAAUUGUUCUCUAACAUUGACUGGCAUGGGCUUUAACCAGUCUGUCUUUGGUUGUCUCUUCCCAGGGGGUCUGUAUAUUGACAGUGCCUUUUACCAGGCCCAGGCCCUGGCCACUCCUCUCAUCCUUCACCUGGGCCCCCAGGAUCUCUUCUGACCCCUGCAGACAGGGGGAGGGGCCGGACUGUGACCCUGCUCAUGCCCCUUUGGGCUCGGUCACCCUCUCUCCCUCUCUCACUCGCUGUUUUUCUUCCUCUUUUGCUUCUAUUUCGGUUCCUUCCCCAUUCUCUCUCACUCUCCACCUCUAUUUCUCGCUUUGGCCUCUAUUUUUAUUGUUUCUAAAUUCUCUCUUCUUCUUUCUGUCUCUUUUUUUUUCUUGCCAUUAUCUUCCUCUCCCUUACCAUCUCACUUUUGCCUGUAUUUCAGUCUGUUUCCGUCUCCAACUCAUUAUUUCGAUCUCUCACUGUUUCUCUAACUUUCACAAAACUGUCAUGGACUGCCUGGGCGUCAACUAUAGAAUAAGCAAUACAUAAUCUGACAUGGAGGGUCUUUCUUUCUCUGGGCUACAAUACUGGUCUGACUGGACAGGAAACCGCAGGCCUGCAUAUGAAAAUCAAAAUGAGAUGGACAUUUAGAGGAAUAUGAAUGUGAUUUGUGUGCAGACUUGGUACGGAUGUGAGACUCAUGAGUUUGUUCAACUCAGUACUAUUUCAGAAUAACCUAUGAGAAGUAUACUGUACUGUCUGUAUUAUUUGAAUUUAUACUGUACCUCCUGAAUGUGAAAACCAUUGUGAACAAAAUACCCUUGUUUACAAAAUAUACAAGCAGAUAUAUCUAUUCCAAUGUGAGGUGAAAAGAUAGACAUUGUUUCCAAGUGAAAGCGAGAAAGAUUUACACCCGUUAUUGUAUUUUGACAUGAACAACUGGUCAUAUCAGCAUAAUUUGAUCCUGCUUCACAAAUGACCUGUGAUGAUUCCCACCACGAGCUUGCACUCCCACACUGUAGAUAAGGUUGUGUUAUGUAUGUAUCAUGUAUUGCACAGCAGUCUGAAGAAAGCACAUUCCUUCUGCAUUCUGACUGGAAAGCACAAGUCUCAUGAGCAAUACUAAACUCAGGGAAGGACAUACUGUCUAUCUCCACCAAGGAAACUGCUUCUUCAUCUCAACGUUCACCCUACUGUACACACACACACAUUUAUAUACAGGUCACAGAAAAAGGCACAACAACCUUUUAUUGUUUUCCAUUAUGUAUUUAUAUAGCUCACAGCUCGUUCACCCUGCUGACAAGGAUAUCAUGAUAUUAUUACCUACUGUAGAUUGAGCGGUUUUUUGGUGCUGAAUGUGCUUAGUAGAAUGUAUAACCAAAGCUUCACAUUGAAACAUCCUCCCAUAGUGUA
Messenger RNA from Hypomesus transpacificus, 4205 nucleotides. Its product is annotated as spermatid perinuclear RNA binding protein. Gene Ontology annotation, cellular component: precatalytic spliceosome. Lineage: Eukaryota; Metazoa; Chordata; Actinopteri; Osmeriformes; Osmeridae. The record is from RefSeq and is a predicted model, not a curated record. The coding region runs from base 307 to 2358 and encodes 683 amino acids. The transcript is spliced from 18 exons. Gene Ontology annotation, molecular function: double-stranded RNA binding; single-stranded RNA binding.